Indicator indicator is the source of this 1428-nucleotide messenger RNA. RefSeq names its product endonuclease domain containing 1 (gene ENDOD1). The transcript is spliced from 2 exons. Lineage: Eukaryota; Metazoa; Chordata; Aves; Piciformes; Indicatoridae. Bases 1 to 1428 code for a protein of 475 amino acids. The record is from RefSeq and is a predicted model, not a curated record. Gene Ontology annotation, molecular function: metal ion binding; nucleic acid binding; hydrolase activity.
AUGAAGACGUCAAUUGUGUUUUUGCUUUGUGUCUCAGUUUUCCCAGGCUUUUCCCAGGGUAGAGUUGUUGGAGAGGAUGAAGCUGGUUUUGCAGAGUGUAAUGUGUUCUUCCCUGGACAAGUCCCACCCGAAGGAUUCACAGAGUCCUUCCACGUGAAAAUCUGUCAGCAGUACAACAAAGAGCCGCGCUUUGCAACUCUCUACAGUACUAAGGACAAAAUCCCUCUUUAUUCAGCUUUUAAGUAUACAAAGCCGGCCCAAAAUGAGCAGGAGAACUGGCUGGUCGAACCGCAGAUAGAUGAUCCAGAAACUGACCUGCAGGAGAUGGUGCGUGAAGCCGAGAUCGCUGGCACUGUGGCGAACCUGGGUGCAAAUCAAGCCCUGACCUCAGACUAUGUGGGCUCUGGUUAUGAAAGAGGGCUGCUCAAUCCAAGCUUGCUCAAUGAGGAGGAUUUCCAGAUGGCCACUUACACACUCACCAAUGCUGUGCCUCUGAGCCCGUCUCUGAGCAAAAGCUGGCACAGACACAUUGGGAUGGUAGUGGAGCAAGCUCUGGUCCCACACUGCUCCAAGAAGGAUCAUCUGUAUCUUCUUGCAGGUGCAGUUCCUUCCAGUGUCCGAGUGAAAGGCAAGGUGUCAGUGCCAGAGACCCUCUGGCUGGCAGCCUGCUGUGAUGCUCCAGAAGGAUGGUCUCUGGGACUAGUGAAAAAAGUGAAUGAUGAAAACAGCUUGGAAGACCUCACAGUGGGACAGCUGGAGAAGCACCUUCUAGCAGGAGUUCACUUGUUCAAGGGUAGUUGUGGGGAAGACAACCAAAGCCAGGAGAAAACAGAAGCAAUACUGCAAGCUGUCAGGCAGAUUCAGUCUGGAGAGCAAGUAGGAGCAAGUGACGACCAGGAGGCCAAAGACAGUGGCUUGGUGAGAAAAGUGGCUGGCAUCAUUGCUACCCCUUUCAUCAAACUCCUGGAACUCCUCAUCUAUGUGUUUGUGGAGCUGGUGAAAUUCGUGUUUUAUUUUCUGUGGCUUGUGGUCAAGCGGGUUGUUGGUACAGUUCUGGAUGGAGUCUACAGCCUGUGGAACGGGCUGGUGUCCUACCUUAAAGCCAUCAGCAUGGUGCUCAUCAGCAUCCCCUAUGACGUAGGGAGGGUCAUCAUCAAUAUCUUCCUGGGCUUCCUGGAGCUUGUUCAAGAUGUGGCAUCCCUCACCUACAGAAUCCUACGCAUUCCCAUGGGGUUUGUCCUUCACCUUGCUGCUUUUCCUUACCACUCCAUCUGUGCCAUUCCCUCUGUCCUCAAGGACGUGGCUACCGGGAUUUGGGGCACCUUCUCGCUGGUCAUCGAUGCCACAGCUGCAGUUCUGCAUGGCUUUUAUUACUUGGCAGGUCACAUAGUCAAACGGUUUGUCCCCAAAGUCUCCUCUGAUGACUGA